Molecule: messenger RNA, 627 nt
Organism: Penicillium griseofulvum
Lineage: Eukaryota; Fungi; Ascomycota; Eurotiomycetes; Eurotiales; Aspergillaceae
Exons: 2
Coding region: 1-627 (208 amino acids)
Biological process (GO): mycotoxin biosynthetic process
Source: RefSeq, a predicted model, not a curated record
AUGCUCCCCAAGUCUCUGACAGCCCAAUUACGCGGCCCCUACCUCGGCCUACUCAUAGCGUUGAGCGUAUGCCUCGUCCUGAACUUUGGCGCCUUCUUCUUCUCGCUCCGCAUCUUAACACGUGGAACCCGGGAAUACACCUAUCUCGAGGGCGACCGACCUCGUGAGCUCCCCCUAAAGGUUCGCACCAUUCAAACCGCCUUCAAAGAUGACCCUGACCACUACGGGAUGGAUGGCAUCACGGCCACGGCUGAAUGGAACGCAAUCCGCCCUCCCGGCAAGGGUUUCGUUUUUCUAGGGGAGGAGCACUACGCAUUUGGUGUGUCGAUGUGGCACCAAAUACAUUGCCUUAAUCACAUACGCGCGGCGUUUGUCAACGGGGACGACGGGUCGGACCAUACAGAGCACUGCUUCCAUUACCUACGGCAGGGCAUUCUCUGUGCCGCUGACACAACCCUAGAGCCAGGUGGCACGAGCAUGAAAUUGGCUAAUGGGGAUACAGUCGCUUCAAACAGACCAAAUGUGCAUACCUGCCGGGACUGGAGACAGGUACAUGAUUGGUUGGAAAGCAAGCAUAAGGAGUGGACACCGGAGAUGUAUGAGAGGCUUAAGGAGUCUAGUUCAUAA